AUGACUCUUCGAUAUCGCCUUUUCGCUCUGGUCGCUCACUGCGUGGCGGUAUCGUACGUGGCGGCGGCUCCAACCGUUACGGUAAAGAAUGGCACGUAUGUCGGUUUCAACGACCCGGUGCUCAACACGGAUAACUUCUAUGGUGUUGCAUACGCCCAACCACCCCUAGGGGAUCUAAGAUUCAGACAACCGCAGGGUCUCAAUACUACUUGGGAGGGCGAGAGGGUGGUUACAAGCUAUCCCAAGCAGUGCAUUACGACAGGUGCCAAUCGUUCUCCAACCAGCAUGUCCGAGGACUGUUUAUACCUAGCUGUCAUACGUCCGUCUAAUGUCACUCUUGAAAACCUGCCUGUACUGGUCUUCUUCACCCAAGGCGGCUUUUCCAAUGGCGGAAUCGGAUGGCUGCCCGACUUCAAUCAAACGGGGAUUGUCCAGCGUUCUGCCUAUCUCGGCUCUCCUAUCAUCGGAGUUGAGGUGAACUCGAGGCUUGGUCCUUGGGGCUUCAUGUACAGCCAGGAGAUCCAGGACUCUCUCAACACCAAUCUGGGUCUACGCGAUAUGCGGCUUGCGCUUGCGUGGAUCCAGGAGAAUAUCGCUGCCUUUGGCGGUGAUCCCUCCCGAGUCACGAUCCAGGGCCAGAGCACUGGUGCCCAGUCUGUUGGCCUCCAACUCCUGGCGUACGGAGGUGACCACGGGAAUCUCUUCAGCGGGGCCAUUUCCGAGAGUGGUGCACCGGUCUGGUAUGCUCCGACAGCCAACACGGCCCUUUGGCAGCCAACCUACGACGGCUUCGUCAAGGCCGCCGGCUGUAGUAACGCUACGGACAGCCUCCAGUGUCUACGUGAAGUCUCCAACGCCACGCUCGCUGAUAUUUUCGACAACAGCACUCUCAAUCCGUUCGGAUCUAACGCUCCACGCGAGUACAUGUUUGCGGUGGACGGAGACUUCAUUCCUGAGCCUAACAGCGUUCUCCUGCAGUCAGGAAAGUUUGCUAGAGUGCCUUAUCUGAUUGGUACCAAUUUUGACGAGGGAACGACCGUCGGCCCUAAGGGUGUUAACACAACUACGGAUCUGAACGAGUAUCUGGUCGACGAGAUGUUGACUAUUGACAAUACAAGCUUGUCCAUGAUUGGCUGGCUGUAUCCCGAUAUCCCAGAGAUCGGAGUUCCAUCCACGUAUGCUGGCCGACCGCCGGCAAGCGUCGGGUAUCAGUACAAGCGAGGAUGCGCUGUGGGCUCCGACAUUAUCAUGGACGCGCCCACUCGCUUGACCACCCUGGCCAUGGCAUCGUUCAAUUCCAGCGUAUACCGGUAUCACUUUAAUGUGGUCCCUAACGGGUACACCGACCUUCAAGGGGCCACACAUGGCUCAGAGGUGGCCUUGACGUUUUAUGACCUCGAUGGAAGUGGCUACACCGUUCCGCCCAUCGGUGGCCCGAAUUACGAAAAACUCCUCGAUAUGGCCAACACCAUGACAGCCAUGUGGAUUGGCUUUGUCAACAGCGGCGAUCCAAACUCCCUCAUCAAGGAUAUCAGCCCGUCGACGCCGACCUGGCCUCGGUACACGCUCCCUAACCCGCAAAACUAUGUGUUUACCAUCAACGAGACGCUUUAUGUGGAGCCAGACACGUACAGGGCCGAGGGCAUUAACUGGCUGAUGGACAUGAUGAUUGCUUCCAAGAAUCAGAACUGUACUAGCAUCGAAGCUUGUGGUGGAGGUUAUGACAUUACAAAUGGCGAGACGGGCGGGGUGUACGGUUAUUAAUAAGUGUAUGAAACAGAACCUUAUUACGGCUUUACCCAC
This is a messenger RNA of Cryphonectria parasitica EP155, 1803 nucleotides long. RefSeq names its product putative extracellular lipase. The transcript has 6 exons. The record is from RefSeq and is a predicted model, not a curated record. Lineage: Eukaryota; Fungi; Ascomycota; Sordariomycetes; Diaporthales; Cryphonectriaceae. The coding region runs from base 1 to 1764 and encodes 587 amino acids.